GGUGAUUUAGAUGUACGAGAGGUCAGUGAGUGCGCCGAAAGGAUCGGUCAGUCGUUUGUAAUUGAGUUCCACAAUGGCACUGAUCGAUAAUUUCCAGUGAAAGAGAAUGAUCACUCUUUGCUGAUUUUUUUAAGACAAAUUGAAAAAAGCACCGCUGAGAAUAAGGACCCGGGUUCAAAUACAUUGAAUUCAAUUUAGCAGAAAAGAAUUUUCUGUAUGUACAAUAUAUAUAUAUAUAUAGUUGAAAGCCAGUAGUGCGGUUGUAAAUCUUUUAUACGAAACUAUGGCUGAGAGUAUGCUUUCAUUAUGCGGAGGGAAGGAGCAGGUCCUUCUGUUAUUCCUGAUUCAGCUCAUCAUAAUGGUUUUAAUGGGCACAUUAACAACAUAUGGACCUGAGGCACGUGCUAAUGUGAUCAGUAACCAUUCAAUUCCAGUUAAAAAUGGAGGCAUUUCACUUGAUGAUAUUGAAGAUCCACUUCGAAUUUAUCCCAUGUACCAAGAUGUUCAUGUAAUGAUAUGGAUCGGUUUUGGAUUCUUAAUGACAUUUUUGCGAAGAUAUGGACAAAGUGCCGUUGGACUAACUUUCUUAAUAGGCGCAAUUUUAGUACAAGUGGCAAUGUUAUGCGAUGGGAUUAUAAGUAUGGGCAAAAAUGGCAAAGCACUUUUAUCUCUUCAAGGAUUACUCAGUGCAGACGUAGCAGUUGCAGCGCCUCUAAUAUCCAUGGGAGCCGUUCUAGGUAAAACAACAUAUAUGCAACUUAUCAUCAUGGGAAUAAUUGAACUAAUCAUGUACACGGCAAACAAAUACAUCGGCGAACAUCACUUGAUGGCUGUUGAUGCCGGUGACAGUAUGUACGUUCACGUAUUCGGAGCUUAUUUUGGAUUAGCAGUCAGUUUUGUUUUUGGAGUGAAGGAUAAACCGAAAGAACAUCACCUUGAAGGCUCCACUUACCAGUCAGACAUUUUUGCAAUGAUUGGAACGGUGUUUCUCUGGCUAUUCUGGCCCUCCUUUAACAGCGCUUCUUUGAAAGGCGACGAUCAGCAGCGCGCUAUAAUAAAUACAUUAUUAUCACUUACUGCAAGCUGUGUAAUUGCAUUUGCUGUGUCUGCUCUUGUUUCGAAAGAAAACAAGUUUAACAUGGUCCAUGUUCAGAAUUCCACUCUGGCUGGUGGAGUUGCAAUUGGUACAGCCGCUGGUAUGAUGUGCGAACCAAUCGGAGCACUGGUCAUUGGCUGCGCUGCUGGUGUGCUUAGCGUUUUAGGCUACAAAUACCUCACGCCCUUAAUCCAGAAGAAGCUGAGGAUUCACGACACAUGCGGAGUUCAUAAUCUACAUGGAAUGCCAGGAGUGUUGGCAGGAAUUUUUGGUGCUUUAAUGUCAGGAAUUGCCUCGGAAGAUGCCUACAAUUACUCUCUCUAUGAAAUUUUUCCAGCUCGCGCUCCCAGUGAGGAGGGAAAACUCGCGGAGAUGAGAGACAAUUACAAUAUAUCACCGGGCCUGAAUAGAACAGCUGGUCAACAAGCAGCUUAUCAAUUAUUAGCCCUCGUGAUAUCAAUCGUGUUUGCCAUUAUAUCCGGAUUAAUCACUGGUUUAAUUAUUAGAACGUCAUUUUGUGGAACGAUAAAAGAGGAUGAAAAAUUCGACGACGCGGUGCAUUGGGAAUUGGAAGAAGAAUCAAUGAGCGAGGUUUCAAAACACUCAGAUGGAAUGCGAGAUCAAAUGCCAAUGGGACACAUUUGAAAAUUAACUCGCAUUUCCCCGUAUUUCAAAAUAACUUCCACAUUACUCGUGUUGUAAUAAUAAAUUCCCUGUUUUUAAAAAAAAAAUGAAAAGCAAAAAAAUGCCAUUUCAAAAUUUUUCAUUUAGGAAAAAAAACGUAAAAUUUCCUUCA
Messenger RNA from Leptopilina heterotoma, 1892 nucleotides. It is a transcript of the gene Rh50, whose product is annotated as ammonium transporter Rh type B-B. Gene Ontology annotation, biological process: ammonium transmembrane transport; ammonium homeostasis. Gene Ontology annotation, molecular function: ammonium channel activity. The transcript has 11 exons. Gene Ontology annotation, cellular component: plasma membrane. NCBI's taxonomy places the organism in Eukaryota, Metazoa, Arthropoda, Insecta, Hymenoptera, Figitidae. The record is from RefSeq and is a predicted model, not a curated record. The coding region runs from base 284 to 1741 and encodes 485 amino acids.